Nicotiana tabacum (common tobacco) is the source of this 994-nucleotide messenger RNA. NCBI's taxonomy places the organism in Eukaryota, Viridiplantae, Streptophyta, Magnoliopsida, Solanales, Solanaceae. The record is from RefSeq and is a predicted model, not a curated record.
CACAUCUUGCAUGUUUUAACCAAAGAAAUCAUGGAUUGGUAUUCUUGGUUAUCCAAGACUACUCUUGAUCAAACACUUAUCUAUGAGUAUUGUCUUAUUUUCAGCAGAAAUGAACUUCACAAAGAGGAUUUAACUUACUUCAACCAUGAGUUCCUACAAAGCAUGGGCAUAACUAUAGCAAAACACAGACUAGAGAUUCUCAAAUUGGCAAGAAAGGAAGGAGGAACCACAUCAAAUGGCCUCUCAAGACUUGUUUUGGCAAUUAACAAAACCAAGAAGCUCAUUUCCAAGAACUUCAGCAAGCUCAGUUUUCACCGAACGUCGACUCAUCUCGCUCUAUCCCAGCUCAAACCUUAUCGAACACAGUGGACCGGAGCACUAAAGAUGCUCGAGAGCUCGAAGGAACAAAGGCAAGAGAAAGCCAUAGUUACAACCAGAAACACGAUGAAGUCAGGACCACUAGACAGAAGAAUGCAAGACAAAAUGAUGGUUACAAGUAGGAAUCUGAGUGUCUCAGGUCCUUUGGAUGGGAAAAUUCAAGAAAAACUGAUGUACCCUAAUAGGAGUCCAAUGAAGUCUGGGCCAUUGGACAGAAGGUACCAAAAUAGUGCUGUUUAUCCAAGCAGAAGCAAUAAAUCUGGGCCAUUGGAUGCAAAGGGCAUGAGCCCAAGGCUUAAUCACUACAGUCAAGAAAUGAUACAAGCUGAUGAUGGCGUUUACUCACAAUGGUCUUUAAUGUUUCAAGAUAUGAAGCCCACUUGACAACUCAUAUGAAGCUGCAGAUUAUAGAAUCCUAGGUUAGUACUAUGUUUUUAGUAGAUAUCUGUUUUGCUUUGGUUUUUAGUAGCAAAAAGGAAGAAUGCACUUUUAAGGUAUGGAACAGACAUGGGGUUUGCUGUCUCAACAUUCCUUAUUCUGUUGUAACCUUCUUUUCUGUAUUUGUGUACUUGAAAGUCUUGAAUUUUACUAUCAAAUAUGUGUGACAGUUGGUUCA